This is a messenger RNA of Amyelois transitella, 2201 nucleotides long. It is a transcript of the gene snRNP-U1-70K, whose product is annotated as U1 small nuclear ribonucleoprotein 70 kDa. NCBI's taxonomy places the organism in Eukaryota, Metazoa, Arthropoda, Insecta, Lepidoptera, Pyralidae. The record is from RefSeq and is a predicted model, not a curated record. Gene Ontology annotation, cellular component: precatalytic spliceosome; U2-type prespliceosome; U1 snRNP. The transcript has 9 exons. Bases 134 to 1240 code for a protein of 368 amino acids. Gene Ontology annotation, biological process: mRNA splicing, via spliceosome. Gene Ontology annotation, molecular function: mRNA binding; U1 snRNA binding.
UAUAUUAUUAUCUGUGGUCGAUAACAUCGGGACUGAUCGGGACGGGACUGCGUCAUUAUUUUAUUAUUAAAAUACAGUCUGUCUGUUUUGUUUUGUGUGUGAAUUUGGAUCCAAGUUCUUUACUAAUGGCAAUAUGACGCAAUUUUUACCACCAAAUUUAUUGGCAUUAUUUGCCGCUCGGGAUCCUAUCCCGUACCUUCCACCAGCAGCGAAGCUUCCACAUGAGAAGAAACAGAAAGGAUACGAUGGCGUCGGUGCAUUUCUCAACGUUUUUGAGCACCCUUCGGAGACGCCGCCGCCGACGCGCGUGGAGACCCGCGAGGAGCGCGUGGAGCGGCGCCGGCGCGAGCGCGCCGAGCAGACCGCGUACAAGCUGGAGCAGGAGAUCGCGCUGUGGGACCCCGCCGCCAACCCGCGCUCCACGCUCGACCCCUUCAAGACUCUGUUCGUCGCUAGGAUAAACUAUGACACAUCUGAAUCAAAACUUAGGAGAGAAUUUGAAGGAUAUGGACCAAUUAAAAAGAUACACAUGGUCCACAACACAGAGAACGACAAGCCGCGCGGCUACGCGUUCAUCGAGUACGAGCACGAGCGCGACAUGCACUCCGCGUACAAACACGCCGACGGCAAGAAGAUCGACGGCAAGCGCGUGCUCGUGGACGUGGAGCGCGCGCGCACCGUGAAGGGCUGGCUGCCGCGGAGGCUCGGCGGCGGGCUGGGCGGCACGCGGCGCGGCGGCGCGGACGUGAACAUCAAGCACAGCGGGCGCGAGGACAACGAGCGCGAGCGCGAGCGGUACCGCCUGGAGCAGCGCGAGCGCGACGAGCGCGCGCGCCACGACCGCGCCGACCGAGCGGGCGCGCGCCGUCGUUCGCGCUCGCGCUCGCGGCGGCGCUCGGGCUCGCGCUCGCGGCGCCGCGACCGCGAGCGGGAGCGCCCCAGGGAGGAGGACGACACCAGCCGGCGGCGGCGGCGCUCGCGCUCGCGCUCGGAGCGGCGCGGCGGCGCGCGGCGCGAGCGCGAGCGCUCGGACAAGGAGCGCAAGCGGCGCCGCGACAGGGAGCGCAAGGAGCCCAAGGUCAAGCCCGAGGACAUCAAGAUCAAGCAGGAGCCCGCCGACGACUACCCCGAGUUCUCGCUGCCGGCGAUGGACAUGCAGAUCAAGCAGGAGCCCGAGGACGACAACAAGUACAACCCCGAGGACGCCAACGGCGACGACUACGGCUACGAGCGGCACUAGCUCGCCGCGCCGCUCCGCACACUGCUCGGCAAGGGAAUAUCUGGGGAAAUUAUGUGGGUUGUCUUUCUGUAUCUGUAUUUAUUGUUUUAAAAAAACAUAUUAUUUUAAUGUAGCAUUAUUAUUGUAUUAGAUAUAUCAACAGUUUUAAACUUUUAUCAGUCGCUCCUCAGACUUUUUCUUGCCAAGCAUUAGUUAUUUGAUAGAAUACUGCUCCUAAAAUUAACUCGCGCGUCCAUACGUAUGGUUGCGCGGAUUACAUUUACGCGAAAUUAAGUCAUUUAAAUCAGGAUUUUUUUAUUGAUACAUCAGAGUGCACAAAAGCAUUUAAUUCUAACUGGCCCUAUUUGCUACCGCUAGGCUAGAUGGUAGCCAUUAUUAAGCUACAUUCUUUUUUAAAUUAAUAAACAUAUACUCGCAUAAAAUCACAUCUUUUUCCCGGAGCGGCAAACAGAAACUAUAUCUUUCCGUUUGCCACAAUACCUGUAUUAAUAUUCGUUUUUUAAUUUGACCUGACCUUGGACGUUUUUAUUUGUUCAAUCUAUCUUACACGAUUCUCUAUACACACUUGUGCAAUACAGACAUUGCAAGAAGACUAUCAUGCGCAGUCAACCAUAAUUACACGCGAAUUCGACGAAAAUUUAAUUUAUGUAAAUGAUUUUCUGCGUUUGGGCGUAUCGCUUCAAUUGACUGGUCACGUAAUAAUAUGUUAGGUCCAGCUUAUUGAUAAGCCGUUGUAUAAGCUUUGUCCAGAUAUUGUCUAAAAUGUUAUGGUAAGAUUGAAAUGAAAACGUUUAGUGAUAACUUGGGUGAUUUAGACGAAUUUUCUCGUCUUCGAGUUACUAUGGUCUACACUACUAAAUUAGCAAAUAGCAAUAAAAUAUGAAUUUAUAUAAGCUGUACAUUGCCGUAACGCCUCGUGUAUGUGAGACUAACCAUUUAGGUUUUUAUGAAAUAAAUAAGU